AUGGAGUCGCCGUCUACGUCGUUGGGUUCUCCAAAAAAGAGGCUGAGAUCCAAAGUAGAGGAGGAUGAGGACGAGGAAGAGAGCGUCUGUUGCGGGAUUUGCUACGCGGAGGGAGGGGUUUCGGUCGCAGGGGAAAUCGAUUGCUGCAGCCACUACUUUUGCUUCGUCUGCAUCAUGGAAUGGGCUAAGCACGAAUCUCGAUGCCCAAUUUGUCGCCAGAGGUUCUCCAACGUUCGCAGGCUCCCCAUGCACGGCGUCUUUUCCUCCUCUCGGGACGUUAAGGUCCCUCAUCGUGACCAGGAAUCAGGGAAAUUUAAGGCGGUCCACAACAAAGGCAAUUGCUACUGCCUUAUACAUCGCAACAGUCUGCCGACUACCUCCAGCUGCCGCCAGUUGUCGCGGGUCACCAUUAGUCGCUGUCGGGCCCUGCCACUACCAUCGACGUUGUUUGCCGUCACUGUCAUCUGCUGGCGCCGCUGCCCUGCUGUUUUAUUGGGCUUUGGCGGUAUUUAUCAUGCACUUCUGGGACCUGAGACUCUCGAAGAAUCUUUUCCGUUCUUUGGUUAUGCUUAUCAUCCUCAUGGAAAUGUGGCAAUUGGUCUUGUUGAUUCUUAUUAUGCUGAAACCAAAUGCGGUGUUUGUCGUGCUGGGACAGAUGAACAUCUUCUACUACUUUGUGAUCUUUGUGAUACUGCUUCACACACAUACUGUGUUGGCCUGGGUUAUACUGUUCCGGAAGGUGAUUGGUUUUGUCACGAUUGUGCUAUUUCCCGGGAGACCAAUGCCAACGAAGAAUCAGACCAACAAAAUGUGCCAGAGGCUGAGCCAAGUGAACCCGUUGAUAUCUAUGAUAUUGUGAGGGAAACAGGCAGUCGGGUGGUUAUAAGACCAAGGACAUCUCCUUUCCAACAGAACCUGUCAUCUCCUUCUGCUAUACCUUUAUCAGAUAGGUUAAGUAGAUUAAAAGGAAAAAGUCCUGCCACAGGUGUCCAUGAUAUGCAGCGUAGUCUACAGGCAUUUCGUGAAAACUGGAAUGCUUUGAGGAGUGGCUCAUUACAGUUCCAUCGUAAUGCGAAUCAACCUAGAAGCACGGUUAGUCAAAAACAAGAUUCUAGAUCCUUCUCACAUGGAAAAUUAGAUGAUUCACAUUCUAGGGCUUCCACAAGCCUGCAACAAUCCACUGUCCAAGGUGGUCCUACUAACAAAACGUUGAAUGAGAGAGUCUUUAAAGAUGCUGAGAAGGCUUGGAAAAUGGUGGACAGGGCAAAGAGGAUGCAACUAACUAAUCAAAGAACUAGCAACCUUCCGCAGGGAGUAGAUAAACCUUCAUGCAGUGGAGCUAGAAAUACAUCAAUUACACAUUGUAAUUUCCCAUCACUGAAAGAUCAAUGUUGCAAAGCAUUAGAUUUAAGGAACAGUAAGAAAGAGAAGGAGUGUGAGUAUUCUAGGCUCGUCCAGAAUUUGGCAAAUUGCCCGGAUGUAAAGCUCGAAGAGAAAAAGCAAAGUAGGGCUAGAUGUGAGGAUAUGAUACACCGUGUAAGGGACUAUACUAAUUCAGAAGGAUGUUGUGAAUGUCCAUUUUCCAGAAAGGUCGGUACUAAUAUCCAGGGUGGUGUUCCCAGUCGUGAAGAAGAGAGAAACGCUUGCAAAUUAACUUCAGCAGAUUUAGCUUCCACGCAUGGCAAGUUUGUUAAUGUGCGCUCCUCUAGUAGAGAUGUGGUUCUUGUUAAUGAAGAAAAGAGAUUAGCUAGAAGUUGUGAGGAUGGAAGCACAAGAAAAACUGACGAUGCAAAAACUGAGAUCCAGUCUCUUGUUAAAUUGAAUCUGAAGCUCUUAACAAGAGAUAAAAAAUUAGGUUUUGAGACCUUCAAGGCAGUUGCAAGGCAGGCCACCCAUACCAUCUUGGCUGCUUGCAGUUCUGAGCCGCAAAAGUGUAGUACAUCCUCCUCUAGGUCAGUAUGCAACCAUUCCGACGAUACUCCUCAGUUUCAGAAGUCUACUUUAAUGCCUAAUUGUUGCAGGCAAUGCUUUUACGCCUUUGUAAACAAUGUUGUCAGUUCCACCAUAAUGGAGAAAGUGGGUUGCGCUUGA
Sphenostylis stenocarpa is the source of this 2091-nucleotide messenger RNA. Lineage: Eukaryota; Viridiplantae; Streptophyta; Magnoliopsida; Fabales; Fabaceae. The record is from the annotation of a GenBank genome assembly.